This is a messenger RNA of Zophobas morio, 3979 nucleotides long. RefSeq names its product Adaptor Protein complex 2, alpha subunit (gene AP-2alpha). Bases 336 to 3164 code for a protein of 942 amino acids. NCBI's taxonomy places the organism in Eukaryota, Metazoa, Arthropoda, Insecta, Coleoptera, Tenebrionidae. Gene Ontology annotation, molecular function: clathrin-cargo adaptor activity. Gene Ontology annotation, cellular component: membrane coat; AP-2 adaptor complex. The record is from RefSeq and is a predicted model, not a curated record. Gene Ontology annotation, biological process: intracellular protein transport; clathrin-dependent endocytosis. The transcript is spliced from 14 exons.
UAUUUUUUCAAAGGAAAUGAGUGACGAAUCAAGGCAUAAACAAGCAGAGAUAAGAAAAGCACCGGGGGCGGCGUGACUCGGGCAGCUGAUUCACGAUCCUUCGUCGUAGUGACAACAUGACAACUGACACCUCCUGCAGCGCCAUCUAGUUCGGUCUCGAACGAGAGUUGUCAAUUCUCUAGUCGUAGUAAAAAUUAUUGCAUAAAAGGUGUUUUGCUGACAACGAAGUACAAAAAUAGAACUUGAUAUUAGGCAGACGUUGUAAUUUUGGUAUUUAGAGAAAAAAGUAAACUGACAGGGAAAGAUUCUGGAGAAGAAAAUCUACUUUUGCCAACAUGCCGGCAGUGCGAGGAGAUGGCAUGCGUGGCUUGGCCGUAUUUAUUUCGGAUAUCAGGAAUUGUAAAAGUAAAGAGGCGGAGAUUAAAAGGAUCAAUAAAGAGUUGGCAAACAUCAGGAGCAAAUUUAAAGGAGAUAAAACUUUAGACGGUUACCAAAAGAAGAAAUAUGUGUGUAAAUUGCUUUUUAUUUUUUUACUUGGCCAUGACAUUGAUUUUGGGCACAUGGAAGCUGUAAAUCUUCUAUCAUCUAACAAAUACUCUGAAAAACAAAUAGGUUAUUUAUUUAUUUCGGUGCUAGUCAACACUAAUAGUGAGUUAAUCAAACUCAUAAUACAAAGUAUUAAAAAUGAUUUAGCUUCAAGAAAUCCUAUUCAUGUUAAUUUGGCGCUGCAAUGUAUUGCCAACAUUGGCAGCAGAGAGAUGGCUGAAGCUUUUGGUAAUGAAAUUCCCAAACUACUUGUAUCAGGGGACACAAUGGAUGUAGUUAAGCAAAGUGCAGCUCUCUGUCUUCUUCGUUUAUUCAGGACUUCACAAGAAAUUAUUCCUGGUGGUGAAUGGACUUCUCGCAUUAUACAUUUGCUCAAUGAUCAACACAUGGGGGUUGUUACAGCUGCAACAAGUCUUAUAGAUGCCCUAGUUAAAAAGAACCCUGAAGAAUAUAAAGGCUGCGUCUCUCUUGCCGUAUCUCGCCUGAGUAGAAUUGUCACUGCUAGUUACACUGACCUACAGGACUACACUUACUAUUUUGUUCCGGCCCCAUGGCUAUCCGUCAAGUUGUUACGUUUGUUGCAAAACUACACUCCCCCAGCUGAAGAUCCCGGUGUUCGUGGUCGCCUAAACGAAUGUUUGGAAACCAUUUUGAAUAAAGCACAAGAACCUCCCAAGUCGAAAAAGGUACAACACUCGAAUGCCAAAAAUGCCGUACUGUUUGAAGCAAUUAGUUUAAUUAUUCACAAUGACAGCGAGGCUAAUUUGUUGGUCCGUGCGUGUAAUCAGCUAGGGCAAUUUUUAAGCAAUAGAGAAACGAAUUUGCGUUAUUUGGCGUUAGAGUCGAUGUGUCAUUUGGCAACAUCGGAAUUUUCACACGAAGCGGUGAAAAAGCAUCAGGAAGUUGUUAUUUUGUCCAUGAAGAUGGAAAAAGAUGUCUCGGUGAGACAACAAGCUGUUGAUUUGUUAUAUGCUAUGUGCGAUAAAAGCAAUGCCGAAGAAAUAGUUCAAGAAAUGUUGAAUUAUUUAGAAACUGCCGAUUACUCAAUAAGAGAAGAAAUGGUACUAAAAGUUGCUAUUUUAGCCGAAAAAUAUGCUACAGAUUAUACUUGGUAUGUUGAUGUUAUUUUAAAUUUAAUAAGAAUCGCUGGCGAUUAUGUUUCCGAAGAAGUUUGGUACAGAGUUAUACAGAUUGUUAUUAAUAGAGACGAAGUACAGGGUUAUGCCGCUAAGACAGUCUUUGAAGCUUUGCAAGCACCCGCCUGUCACGAGAACAUGGUCAAAGUCGGAGGGUACAUCUUAGGCGAAUUUGGUAAUUUGAUAGCAGGCGAUCAAAGAUCCUCGCCUUCGGUACAAUUCCAACUUCUUCACUCUAAAUAUCACCUAUGUUCACCGAUGACGCGUGCUUUACUACUUUCGACCUACAUCAAAUUCAUAAACCUCUUCCCCGAAAUUCGGGCCCAGGUUCAAGAAGUGUUCAAACAACACAGUAAUCUGAGGUCCGCGGAUGCCGAAUUACAACAACGAGCGUCCGAAUAUUUGCAGCUAAGCAUUAUUGCUAGUUCAGACGUGCUGGCCACCGUUCUAGAAGAAAUGCCGGCUUUUCCGGAAAGGGAAAGCUCUAUACUUGCUGUUUUGAAAAAGAAGAAACCAGGGAGAGUCCCGGAAAACGAAAUUAAAGAAAAUAAGAGUCCCACCCCGGUUGCCAACCAUAACAAUGACGUCAAUAAUUCCAGGUACUUGAAGAAAAAAAGUACCGUCUCGGGCGACUUGCUGGGGUUAUCGACUCCCCCAACCGCACAACCAAAUUCCGGGAACACCGGUGUUUUGUUGGACGUGUUGGGCGACAUAUACGGAGGAAAACAACCAAACAGCAGCACCAACAAUACUCAAUCUGUGAACAUGUACAACCCAAAGAAAUUUGUAUGUAAAAACAACGGCGUCUUAUUCGAGAACGACCUGAUCCAAAUCGGUGUCAAAAGUGAGUUCCGCCAGAAUUUGGGUCGCCUUGGUCUCUUCUACGGCAACAAAACUAACGUUCCUCUUCAAAAUUUCGUUCCGACUUUGUCGUGGCCCGAAGACCAAGGGUCCAAAUUGAGCAUACAGAUGAAGCCCGUUGAACCGGUCCUAGAAGCCGGUGCCCAAAUCCAACAAAUGAUCAAUGCCGAAUGCGUCGAUGAUUACAUCGGUUCUCCUAGUAUAGCGCUCACUUUCCUUUACUCAAACGCCCCUCAGAAAAUAACGAUCAAACUCCCACUGACCAUCAACAAAUUCUUCGAACCGACGGAAAUGAACGGCGAGUCGUUCUUCGCGAGAUGGAAGAACCUCGGAAGCACCAAUCAGCAGAGGUCUCAGAAAAUAUUUAGGGCCUCGUCGCCGAUGGACCUGCAAGCUGCCAGAACGAAAAUCAUGGGAUUCGGAAUGCAGCUUCUGGACGGGAUUGACCCGAAUCCUGAUAAUUUUGUCUGCGCUGGAAUUAUUCACAUGCGGUCGCAACAAGUCGGAUGUCUUCUUCGUCUAGAGCCGAACAAGAGUGCACAAAUGUAUAGAUUGACGGUGCGCUCUAGCAAAGAAAGCGUCUCGGUGGAGAUUUGUGACCUUCUAGCGGAUCAAUUUUAAAUAAGAUAGUAGAAACUAAUUAAGAGUGCAUUCCAUAGUAGACUUAUCUAAUUUCAAAAAUAACUGGUAAUUUUGCACCGCCGACGACAGAUUAUGCGCUCUUCUUGUUUUGAGAUUCGCUUACGACUAAAAAGCUAGAACGAGACAUUUUCAAACAAGAUAUAAGUGUGAAAUGUUACUGUUGCUUGAUGACGGUUAUUUUAUAAGCAUAUGUUUAUUUUGCCGAAAUAGGAUUCUAGAUUUUGUUUUCUUCUGAACGAAAAGGGUCCACGGAAGACUAACGUUCAUGUACAAUAAUUGUAUAUCUGACAAAAUUUUCUUCAAAAGAUCUGUUGUGCUCGAGUAUAAAGUAAUUACCAAAAAUGUACAAGAUGAGAAAAUCUAAUAUAUCUAGUGUAUAUUAUAAAUUCGGAAAAUAACUAUACCUGUAUCAUUAGCGCCAUGAUUGUAAUUGUAUUAUAUUAUUACAUUUUUAGAGGGUAGUUGAGAGCUUGACUUGAGUAGAUUAGUUGAAAGAAUGAAUUUGAGGAACAAAAUGCAUAUCAAACUUUCAACUGACCUCAUUUAUAUAUUUUACAUAAUCAUUAUUUAAUUGAGGAUUCACACAUUGUGUAGCAUUCGUUAAAAUUUAUUUGUAUAUGUUGAUCUGUAUAAAUAAGUAUGAUAUUGCUCUAGUAAUACCAAACACUUGCGAUUCCAUUUUAUAUUCCUCUUAUAUGUUUUCUUUUUUUUUAUAGUAUAUACAAAUAUCAUCUACAAAAUGCAUGAAAUUUUAUGUAAAAUAAUAUUGUGUAAUAUACUUUUUUUUGAACAAA